This is a messenger RNA of Symbiodinium natans, 420 nucleotides long. Lineage: Eukaryota; Dinophyceae; Suessiales; Symbiodiniaceae. The record is from the annotation of a GenBank genome assembly.
AUGGCCUUCAACGCUAUCGGCCUGGUUACCGGAGACAAGGCCGUCACGCAGAAAAUCUUCUCGGAGGGGCUGGGCAUGUCGUUCCAGGAGUUCGGCAAAGGCGACCACCUGGAGACUACCACCGCUUCUGGAGUCCGCAUCAUGCUGGACACUUUGGAGCUUAUGCGCCAGAUUAAUCCGGACUACAAGUUUGCCCCGGAGGCCUGCAUGGUCCAUCUCGGCUUCAACUGCUCGAAGCCUUCCGAGGUGGACGAUAUCUGCAACAAGCUGAAGGCCGCAGGCGCCACAUUGGAGAAGGAGCCCUGGGAUGCCUUCUGGGGCCAGCGCUACGCCACGCUUCGUGAGCCUGCCUCGGGCGUCUUCCUCGACCUCUUUGCCGCGCUGCCCGAGGACGCGGAUGCCAAGAAGCCAAAGACGUGA